This is a messenger RNA of Toxotes jaculatrix (banded archerfish), 948 nucleotides long. RefSeq names its product signal sequence receptor, delta (gene ssr4). Lineage: Eukaryota; Metazoa; Chordata; Actinopteri; Toxotidae. The transcript is spliced from 6 exons. The record is from RefSeq and is a predicted model, not a curated record. Gene Ontology annotation, cellular component: membrane; endoplasmic reticulum; endomembrane system. Bases 142 to 645 code for a protein of 167 amino acids.
CUUGCGCAGCCGCAGUGGGGUGGUAGCGGUGAGCUGAGGUGGACUUCUUCUCUUCUGUCGGUGUUAAGGAAUCGGUACGGUCCGGCAGCUGGAGCUCAGCAACAACGACGAAACCUCUCAGACAGCCCCUCAGACACCACGAUGAUCCGGAUAGCCGCUUUCUUCGCCCUGCUGGUGGUCGCCUGCUCAGGAGAGAGCUGCACAGACCCAGUGAUCACUCCGUCGGCCUACACGACCUCUGACGCCGUCAUCUCCUCCGAGUCUGUCUUCAUCGUUGAGCUCAGCCUGGCCUGUGCCAACGGAGCACAGAGUGUAACUCUGUAUGCUGAUGUCAACGGAAGACAGUUCCCUGUGACCAGAGGCCAGGAUGUUGGGAAGUAUCAGGUUUCCUGGAGUCUUCCUCACAAACAGGCCAGCUCUGGAACAUAUCAGGUCAAAUUCUUUGAUGAGGAGUCCUACAGUGCCCUGCGCAAGGCCCAGAGAAACAAUGAAGACAUAAAUGCCAUUCAGCCUCUCUUCUCAGUCAAUAUUGACCACAGGGGUGCAUGGAGCGGCCCAUGGGUGUCUACUGAGGUGGUGGCUGCCCUCAUUGGUAUCCUGGUCUAUUACAUGGCUUUCAGUGCUAAGAGCACCAUUCAAGCAUAAACAGAUCCACAGUCACUUUUUUCAGCCACUGGAUCUUUAAAGACUGAAUUCUGGUGGAGCUCGAUUGACAGUACAUCAUCCAGUGCUGAGGCAAGCCAGCAGGAUUUUGCCACGUGAUCUGCUUUUGGAUGAGGAGCAAGAGUAGCAGUCUUUGUAAUGUUUUUAUACAGACUGUGUCUGUAUGCCAUCCGUCUUGUCACUGUACAGAUGAAUUUUGUCCUGUCGAUAUGGAUGGAAUUUUGUAAAAAAAAAAAAUUGGUAGACCAAUAAACCUGGACCACAUAAAUAAACAGAACAAAUAUA